Pseudomassariella vexata is the source of this 528-nucleotide messenger RNA. RefSeq lists its product as uncharacterized. The transcript is spliced from 3 exons. Lineage: Eukaryota; Fungi; Ascomycota; Sordariomycetes; Amphisphaeriales; Pseudomassariaceae. Bases 1 to 528 code for a protein of 175 amino acids. The record is from RefSeq and is a predicted model, not a curated record.
AUGCCCACCGUCAUCCUAGCCACAUGGGCAAUUCUGACCAGCGACAACUUUAAAGACGACGUUGUUUUCCAUGUUAAGCUCUCCAGCCAUAGCACACCAGCUGACUUCCUCGUUGGCAUACUCGAGCCAACUAUCGAUGAAGUUUCCGUCCGAAUAAAACUGGUCCGAAAGCAGCCCAUCGGCGAGUUCCUGCGAAAGCUCCAAGCCCAGCAUUCAUAUAUCAUAGCCUACGAGCAAGCUGAUCUCAACGAGAUGACCAUGUUGGUCAUCUGCGAACGCCACCGUCCCGACAUGGAAAUGCGUUUAGGAACGCAUGAAGACAUUGAGGAGUACAAGUACUUCAACAACCGUGCACUCCUACUUGACGGAUUUUCCCCUACAACAGGCGAAGAGGCGCAGUUGGUCUUCAGCUACGAUGCUAAUGUCGUGGAAGAUGAACAAUCAGGUGAUAGACUUUGGAAAACGCGUCGAAAGCCUGAUAUAUGCCAUGGCAGCAGGCGACGCCGCGGCGGAACUUUCGAGCCCUAA